This is a messenger RNA of Chiloscyllium plagiosum (whitespotted bambooshark), 2493 nucleotides long. The record is from RefSeq and is a predicted model, not a curated record. NCBI's taxonomy places the organism in Eukaryota, Metazoa, Chordata, Chondrichthyes, Orectolobiformes, Hemiscylliidae.
GGCGACAGGAGGGACGUGCGCAGGCGCAGUCCCACCCAGCGUGCGCAGCGACGGCGAUCACACCGAGCGGACGCGCCGAUCCUUCGCUCUUCCGCAGGCGAGGAAAUCGUGGGAGACGGAAACCAAGCAUCUGACUGAUUCACUCAAUCUGUCGGGAGCUGAAGAUCAUUGGGGCCUUCGAAUGUGGAAGGAGAAAUGUUUGUUGUGUCUACGGGAGAAGGUUUAAGAUAUCUGUGUUUGGAAAGGCACUAAUGCGCACACAGCCUCUGAGGAGCAGGAGAAUCGACGUUUCAGGCAUUUGGCCUUCACACCCAAAGUGAGCAUGUUUCGGCACACCGACUGUGGAAAAGACUUUGGCGCAGCCUGAGAAACGUCACAUCGUUCACAGAGGAGGAAGGAAACCGCAAAAAAAAAAAAAACAUGUUCUGAGUGUGGAGGUGGCUUCGACUGACCGUCCAACCUGGAGCGACACGAGGGCACCCCCGCCACAGAGAAACCCUGGGAAUGCGGGUUCUGUGGGAAAAAGUUCAAUUAUCCGUCUGAGCUGGGGAUCCACCAGCGGGCGCACACCGGGGAGAGGCCGUUCACCUGCACCGAGUGCGGCACGGGGUUCUCCCGUCUGUCCAACCUGCUGAGGCACCAGCUGGUCCACUCUGACGUGAGGACGUUCAAGUGCGCCGACUGCGGCAAGGCCUUCAAAAGCAGCAGCGACUUGCAGAAGCACCGGCGGGUCCACACCGGGGAGCGGCCGUUCGUCUGCGCCGCGUGCGGCAAGGGCUUCACCUGCUCGUCCAACCUGCUGAAGCACCAGCGCACCCACACCGGGGAGCGGCCGUUCGUCUGCUCGGUGUGCGGCAAGGGCUUCACGGGCUCCUUCACCCUGCUGCAGCACCAGCAGGUGCACACGCCGGAGAAGCCCUUCGCCUGCUCCGAGUGCGGCAAGGGCUUCACUCGGGCGUUCACGCUGCAGGCCCACCAGCGGGUGCACACCGGGGAGAGGCCGUUCACCUGCCCCGUGUGCGGGAAGGGGUACACCCGCUCCUCCCACCUUCUGAGACACCAGGUGGAUCACGACUGACCGUGGGGAGGGGUUUCGACUCGGCCCUUGUGGGUCACGUCCACUUGGAGGAUUUAAACAUCAGUGAGACUGAAAGGGUCACAGUGUUCCAGUGCACUGACUGAUCGUUACACUCUGAGAACAGCAUUACAUCAUUCACACCGGGGAAAGACUUACCGUGGUUCGGAGUGUUGGCAAAACUUCAACUGAUCAUCCAAGCUGGAGAGACGCAAGGCCACCCACGCCAUGAACAAACCGUGGAAAUGUGGGGACUGUGGGAAGGGAUUUUUGUCACCCUCUGCCCUGGCGAUUCACCGACGCACUCACACCGGGGAGAGGACGUUCACCUGCUGCGUGUGCGGCAACGGAUUCACUCACCGGUCCCACUUGGAGAUCCACCAGCGGGUCCACACCAGGGAGAGGCCGUUCCGCUGCUCCGUGUGCGGCAAGGGCUACACUCAGUCGUCCCACCUGAUCACCCACCAGCAGGUCCACACCGGGGAGAGGCCGUUCCGCUGCUCUGAGUGCGGGAAGGGCUUCACUCAAUCGUCCCACCUGAUCACGCACCAGCGGGUGCACACUGGGGAGAGGCCGUUCUGCUGCUCCGAGUGCGGGAAGGGCUUCACUCAAUCGUCCCACCUGAUCACGCACCAGCGGGUGCACACCGGCGAGAGGCCGUUCUGCUGCUCGGAGUGCGGGAAGGCCUUCGCUCAGCCCUCUCAACUGCGGCUGCACCGGCGGGUGCACAGCAGGGAGAGGGCGUUCAACUGCUCCGAGUGCGGCAAGGGCUUCCGCGAGCUGGCCAGCCUGGAGAAGCACCGCCCGGUCCACUCCGGCGACCAGCGUUUCACCUGCCCCGCCUGCGGGUUUAAGUUCACCCGGCUCACCGACCUGGAGCAGCACCGGAUGGCGCACACCGGGGAGAGGCCGUUUGCCUGCUCCUCCUGCGGCAAGGCCUUCACCCGCUCGACCAGCCUCCUGGCCCACCGCCGGGUCCACACCGGCGAGCGGCCCUUCGCCUGCCCGGUCUGCGGGAAGGGCUUUGCCGACCCGUCCACCCUCUGGAAGCACCGGCGCAUCCACACGGGGGAGAGGCCGUUCACCUGCUCAGUGUGCGGGAAGGCCUUCACUCGCUCGUCUCACCUACGGCGACACCAGCAGCUUCACUCUGAGUAGAGGCCACUGAGCACGGAAACGGAAUUUGUUGCUUUAUCCAGCCUGAAGAAAGACCGUCAAGUCCCUACCUGGGAGAGCGACCGAUUGUUCUACUCAGCACAAGAUGGGUUCAACUGAGUCAUUCAACUUGCAAUGAUUUAGCUGCUCUGACAAUGGUGUUUCUUGCAGUUAUUUUUCUCAGCCGGUUCAGACAUGUUAUGAUUUGAUAUGUUUUAAGGUUGUCACGUGUACCGAGAUACAGCGAAAAGUGUUGUUUUGUG